AUGAGAAAGUCUGAGUGUGACGGUGAUCAAGUGACUAUGGGGAAACUCUCUUUGCUCGCGAUUGUUGCAUUUAUGGCCGUGGUUGGCGGAUCUUCUGGAGGAUUUCAUCGCGCUACAGAAUCCCGUCAAUUCCACGUGACCAGAGAUACGCACAGCCGUCAGCGUGGACAUAAUCCCCGUCCAAAUCUUGCUCAACUAGCUGAACAGCUGAAUCUUACAGAGUUUGUUAAGGUUCUCGAGUCGACAAAUGUUGGGCACACGAUCAAUCACGAAGGUCCGUACACUGUCUUCGCUCCGACCAACGAAGCCUUCGCAAGGAUCCCCGAUUGGGCUAAACAGAUCCCCUUAGGCGAUUUGAUGAAAUAUCAUGUCGCACGUGGUGAUUACCUAGAGAAGGAGCUGAAGAACAACAUGCUCAUCCGCUCGUUGUUGUCGAAGCGUGAUGUGCGCAUAAACUUCUACAAAGGUGCUGAUGGUAAACAGAUCGCGACAGCUAAUGGAAGGACGCUUAACCAGACUGACUUCGAUGCUCACAACGGGGUGCUUCACAUAAUCGAUGAUGUUAUGUACGCUGUGUACGAUCGCGAAGGAAGUGCCUUCAAUAUGCUUCCAAAUCUUCCGUUCAAGACCAGCAUGCUGGUGCGUGCUUUGAUGAGUGUUGACCUGGACGAUGUAUUGAACGGACAAGGACCUUUCACUGUUUUUGCGCCAACUGACGAUGCUUUCGCGAAGUUGCCUGAUGAUGUUGUGCAGUACUUGCUCAAGAAUGAAACGGCCAUGACGCAAGUUCUUCUGCAUCAUGUUGUUCCUGGCGUCGCUUAUUCCGCUGGCCUUUUGGAUGAAAUGUCUCUUACGGCUGCUGAUGGAAGACCUCUGCUCGUUACAGUAUCCGCAGAUGGCGUGAAAAUCGGGGCCGGAAACGUUGUGCUGCCUAAUUACACCGUCUCCAACGGAGUCAUCCAUGUCAUGGACACUGUCUUGAUUCCGGAUAAAAUGUUUUUGCCUACUUGUUUCUUGAAUAAGCUUGAAGCACAUCUAAAGAAAUGCAACUCCAGAGAGUUACCUAAGCCGGAAUACCACGUGGAGAACGCGAAUUCAGGUGAUGUCGAAGAAAUAUCUCCGGAUGACCUUCAGCAGCUCGGUAAAAUGAGCGACCCCGAUGUUUUGAAAUUCAUUGGAAAUGCUCGACUUUGUCACGAAGCACUUUGCGGAACACAAUGGAAGGAUACCAGGCUGUUGAGUCACAAGGCUCUUGGCAGUGAACUUCAAAAAAUGCAGGAUUGUCCCGGCGCAAUGAAGCAUUUGUGCCAGAUUGCUUCUAUUCUAGGAAAUUUGGAACGCCUCUGUUUACUUGCCAGACGUUGUACCUUUGUAGAAUUUGGUGCUGGAAGAGGGGCUGUUUCCUACUGGCUCUCGAAGGUUGCCUCCGAAUCUAAGAAAGACUCGGAGGUUUUCCUUAUCGACCGAGCUUCCCAGAGACACAAACUUGAUAACCGUUUAAAAGAUGGAGAUGAAGCCCUGGGAUCCGUACCCGUUUCGAGAAUUAAAGCUGACAUUGAGCACUUGGUGCUGGAUUCUUUGCUCGAUGUGCCGCGUUUGGAUACUGGAAGUGAGGAUGAAACUCGGAUAGUUGCGGUGACCAAGCAUUUGUGCGGCGCCGCGACGGACUUUGCCCUUCGUUGCUUGGCAAAUUCGAAAAUUAAAGACAAAUCUGUGUGUUUUGCAACUUGUUGUCAUCACCGGUGCGAGUGGAAAUCGUACGUAGGGAAGUCGGUUUUACAAAGUUACGGAUUCAAUGCCUCCAACUUCCGAGUUUUGUGUUCCUUGACGAGUUGGCUGACCUGUGGGUCUCGGAAACGAGAAGAAAAGUUGGACCCGUGCUCUGAUGAGAUAUCUCAACAAAGGUACGCCAAAUUGGGGUUUACCGUCAAUGAAAGCGAAGAAAUCGGAAGAAUCUGCAAGGAUAUAAUCGAUGCUGGCAGGAUAAAUUAUUUGAAGUCGGUGGGAUUUGCAGAUGCGAACUGCUGUAUUUAUGUUCCCGAAUCCGUGACUCCGGAAAAUGUUCUUCUGAUUGCGAAAACCGUGAAUUUUUCGAAAUGGAACAAGGCACCCUUAGCAGGUUACCUUGUGGAAGGCUCGAACGGUGAGUACGUUCUUCUCUCCGACGAAGAAAGAGUGAAUCUCAUCAGAGAAGCUAGGAAAUACAUCCCGAGCGAUCGGUUGCUCAUUGCUGGCUCUGGUUGCCAAUCGACGGAAGCGACGAUAGAAAUGUCGAAGAAAAUGGCAGCAGUCGGUGCAGAUGCUGUGAUGGUUGUAACUCCUGGGUACUACAGGAAUGCUAUGAAUGAUUCUGCAUUGAUCAAAUUUUACGCUGCAGUUGCCGAUGAAUCUCCAGUUCCCGUUAUUCUGUACUCCGUGCCCGCCUAUGCUGGUGUUGAUUUGAGUGCGAAUUCCGUCGCGAAACUUUGUCUUCACGACAACAUCAUUGGCAUCAAGGACAGUGGAGGCGACGUAUGUACCGUGCUGAAUUUUAUGUGGAAACAGGACAUAAUAGUGAAGCACACAAAAAGGAAUUUUGUUGCAAAAUUUGCUCUGAUGGUUCAUCUGACCGAGAAAUCGCUGGGGAACCGGUCUUUUCAGGUCACAGCCGGCUCUGUCAGUGUUCUUGUUCCUGCACUAGUAGUUGGUUGCGUUGGAACUGUUUCUGCAUUGGCGAACAUCAUCCCAGAAGUAGUGUGCAAAACCUUUUCUCUUGCUAAGUGUGGCUCUUGGGACGAUGCGAGUGCAUUGAACAGACGUUUGAUUCAACCUAAUAUGGCGGUGACCAGUCAAUUCGGCGUUGCUGGACUCAAGGCAGUGAUGGACGCUUAUGGCUAUUAUGGAGGUUCAGUUCGGCGCCCUUUGUUGUCGAUUGAUGAAUCCGGUGCUAAAGCUGCGAUGAAACCAUUUCUUGAAAAUGGGUUUUAAUCGUCAGAUAACUGUGAAUCUUUUUUUUUUACUGACAAUUUGUUAACUGUUUUGUCAUUGGCGCGAACCUUUCAACUCCAAGAAAGUGGGCGCCGAAGAAGAACUACAUUAUUUUCGGAUGUUUUUUCGCCGUUGUUCAAAGCUAUAUUUAUAGGCUCUAAUAUACGCUCCCGAGAUGACAAAUGAAGGCAGUAGACAACCGGAACACGCGUUUCCUUUUUCGCAUUCGUGAGCCUCGUUUUUCAUAGAAUUUAUUCAAGAUAAUGAAGAAGGGUUG
Messenger RNA from Notodromas monacha, 3244 nucleotides. The record is from the annotation of a GenBank genome assembly. NCBI's taxonomy places the organism in Eukaryota, Metazoa, Arthropoda, Ostracoda, Podocopida, Cyprididae.